This is a messenger RNA of Paramuricea clavata, 8880 nucleotides long. NCBI's taxonomy places the organism in Eukaryota, Metazoa, Cnidaria, Anthozoa, Malacalcyonacea, Plexauridae. The record is from the annotation of a GenBank genome assembly.
AGGAAACGUAGCCUGAUAACAGACCUGCGUUUCGCCCGCCCUAAAAUUCGCGGGUCGACGGAAACGGAAAUUUAAAAUGUUUGGGUGUGCUGUGGUUUCACGACAUAUUGCGAUAACCCAACGAUGAGUUACGAUCGUUCUUGAGCCGGAACGUGCCGGAUCGGUUGUUUCGUUUUCUCGUUUUCGUUUUUCACGUGUUUCGCGACAUAUUUUGCGGCGCGCCGUAGUAUUAAUCGGAUGUUUUACAAGACCUGACCUGCUUUUGAUUUUAAAAAAAUAGAAAAGAUUGAAUUAAUUUUAAUAAAAUGGGCUACCACUUGAUAAGCGUGGAACCACUUGUUAGAAUAACUGGCGUUGACGGCUCUGUAAUACGGCUUCUUGCUGGAAUUUUUAUUGGUAAACGACAUAUUUAAAUUGGUUUUGGACUUUGUUUACAUUUAUGACCUAACCAUGCCGUCCAGUCAUAAUACAAUGAUUGUAUAUACUGUAAUCUGUAUUGUAUAUGUAUAAAGUGUGUAUUUGGUAUGAACUAUAUAUCAGAUGUUUUAAAUAGAUAUUAUAAUCUAAAUAGUACCAUCAAGAAUAUAAACUAAUAAAGUAUUUUAAAUAUUAACAGAUGGUUUCAUUAUUAAUAGAUCUUGCACGGAAAUGCACACUCAACUUUGCACACUUGAAUAACUAUCUAUAGUUCAAUAACUAUCUGUAGUAUUUGCAUCCUGAUAUCCCUUAUUUCUUUUAUAAUAGCUUAUCCUUUGGCAUUUAUCUAUGGUUUUACUCUUUACAAGAAAAGCCCAACUCUUCAGGUACCAUUGACUGGUUGUAUGAAGGCCUGGGGCCGGUUGUAUCAGCCUGUUUAGCUUAAAUGGUAAAUAAGUCAAAAUUAAAUAACAUUCAAGAUUAUAUCUCUCGUGAAUCAGUUAACUUAAAUAUUGUGCACUGAAUAUGUAGUUGUAAACAAUAUCGUUCUAUUAUUAAGGUUCAAAACUUUUAGUUAGUUUCUAUUUUGAGCUUAAAUAUAACAGGCUUGAUACAACCGGCAACUGCUAGCUAGUGCUAUUUACUGGAUAGUGAUUAAAUAUUUAACUGUUGAAAAAAAUAUUAAAAAGCCAUAAAACUACAAAAUGAGACGAACCAUUACAUUUUCAGAAUCGUGAUUUUACUUUCAUAUUCCAAUAUGAAAAGAGACAGAUGAUUUUCAUAACCAGAUGAUCUUGAUACACGGAAAAGUACUGGCACUAGUUGUCAAAUAAAACAACUGAAUAUCUCAUGUAAUAUACUUUAUUUCGAUUCCACAUUUUUGUCAGAGCUAGAGUUCUCAUAUUAAACCAAACAUAAUUACAAAAUUUCAACUAGUUUCAUAAAGAAUAACGAAAGAUAUAAUUGACUGCAUGAAUACAUCAAGAUGGAUUUGGCUUACUGUAGUUCACGAAACGAAAUGAAACGAAACGAAAUCUGCACUUUGCGAAACUGUAAUUUGCGAAAUCUGUAAUUUGCGAAAUCUGCAGUUUGCGAAAUCUGCAGUUUGCGAAAUCUCUAGAUAGAUUGCUAUUCAAAUUUGCAGUUUGCGAAAACAUAUAGUAGAAAGUAAAAAAAUGUUUACCUUUAAUUUUCGAAAGUUUUCGAUGCGAUCACCAACAUUUUCAUGUCAAACCUCGCGGCUGCGAUCCACUUGACCAUCUGAAGAAUUUCCGGGAAAAUCCCAUAGUCAGGGCAAAAUUUCCAAUCAAUUUGCCGGCAAUGGUGUAUUUUCAAUCUGAAAUUUUUACAUUUUGCAGUCUCAGACAUAUAAUUACCGUAUAUAAAGAAGUUUAUUUGAUACUGCCACUGAAAUAUAACUAAUACAAGUAAAGCAAUUUAUUGUGAUAACGUUUUAUCGCAAUUAUGACUUCGUGUAGUCAGGUAGGUUCUUAAUUAACCAGGUUAACUUGCACAGAAUUUAAUUGUACUGUUGACGAGGCCCCUCGGAACAUGUGAACAUUUUUUAUUUUACCCUAAACUACAGAUAUUUCGCAAAUUACAGAUUUCGCAAACUGCAGAUUUCGCAAAUUACAGAUUUCGCAAAUUACAGAUUUCGCAAACUGCAGAUUUCGCAAACUGCAGAUUUCGUUUCGUUUCGUAAACUACAGUUUCGUAAACUACAGUAAGCCAAUGGAUUUCUAUUCAGACAACCCUUUCUGAGCGCUGAUUGGCUAAAAUACGAACACGAGAUCACCUGGAAUGCAAUAACUUCGGAACGGUUAAAGCAAUCAAAAAGAUAUUCAAUACCAUUCUUCAUUAUCAUUAAAUGAAUGAAAUAAAACAAUUUAGACAUUUCUAGCUUGUCAGCUUUCUCUUGCAGAACAUUUGUGAUUAUACGCUGCCAUACCAGUAUGUCAAUAUUGUUGUGGACAUAUAAUUCGGUAUUUCUCCUGAACAAAGCGAUAUUUCCCUUAAUGGUUUCAUGCCAUUCUUGAUUGAUAUUAAAGCAAUAUAUUCUAUCAUUUCUCAACCUUCCAAGUCAUUUUGCCUUGCAUGCGCUUCACACUCGUAUGUACUAGCCUACAAAGCAACAGUUUUUUGGGGAGAGUACUUGCAAGCAGGAAAAUUUGGUUUUAAUUUUGCUGUCCUAAUUGUCCUGCCAGCAAGUCCACCAUUUCCGCACAACCGCUGCAGAAAUGUUCCUGCACAAGAAGAUAUACCCUGGGCCGUAAGGGUUUAGUUGUCUCUUAAUUUUAAUAAUUUAUAUAAUUUAAUUAACAUAUAUCAGAAAUUUAAAUGCAUGUUUUGAAAAUUUUCUAGCAUUUGUUGAUCACAAUAUGUGGCCUGUUUCUGGCAGUUUUUUUAUAUGGUAUGCCAAUAUAUAUUCUUUAAUAAACCCAGCUAUAAAGGAAAAACUUGCAUUAAUAUCAACACCAAAACAUAGGACAUCCUAACAUUAUUGUGUAAAAUCAUCUUCCCCCCGUAGGUCUCGAAGGGCUUCACACUUUGGUUGCUGUUGUAGUCCAGUACUUGCUCAUUCACCUGAUUGGACCAAAUUAUAUAAUGGUCUUGGCUAGCUUCACGUUUCAAAUGGUAUGUCUCCAGUACUAAAAUUGGUUUGCACAAGUCUCCCAGAAGUUAUAGUUGUGUGCUGUAUUUUAUAGACAUACUUGCUUGUUGGUUAUUGGGUAUAUUCCACAGAUCUCUAUGACAUUGCAUGGACAACUGCUCAAUGUAUUCUUGUUUUACGUUUAAUUGGUAAGCCAUGUUCUCUUCUUGAUAACACUGAUGGAUAUCAGAUAUACACUGCAGGCCCGUAGCUGGGGGGGGGCCUGGGGGGGCAAUGCCCCCUCAGUCGGUGGGGCAGUGCCCCCCCACUCGGAAAUCGGGUAUGAAAAAUUGAGAUAAAGGGCCUGGCAACCAAUUGUAAUAAUGGAAAAAAUUCUGUAAAUUUUGUGGAAAAUUUUGUGAUUUUUGAAAAAGUUUGUUAGGUUUCGGAAAAAUGGAGUAUGUCUGGAAAAAUUGGUAUGUCCGGAAAAAAUUUUUGACCCCUAAAAUGGUACACUGACCGAAAUUUUUUUGGCGACGGGGGGGGGAGGUCGCCAAAAUAAAUUCCGGAAAAAAAAAUUUUCAUCUCAAACGGUCGGUUACAUUCUUUCUGGAGUGAGUGCCCCCCCAGAAAUUGAGAGCCAGCUACGGGCUUGAUACACUGCACUAUACAAGAACUCUUGUGAAUCAUUAAAUCUCUCUGUUCUUUUUCUACUAAGGUGUUGCAUGGGACACAUAUGAUGGAGCCCAAGAUUUGGUAAACAAAAUUGUUAUAUCAACUGUACACCUUAUGAAAUAAAGUUGUAACUAAGUCGUGGCCACCAUGCUUGCCUUUCAAGUUGGGAGACCCACGUUCAAUCCUUGGUCGGAGUGGUUGGACCUCUGCCCAGGGUCGUAAAAUAUCGAUGAGAAAGUGCUACCUUUAUACUGACGUCAGUAAAUGGUUAGACUUUGGCAUCUUCUCGGAUAAGGCGUAAAAAAAAUACCUCUGGUUCCGGUUCCCGACCGACCCUAUUUUUUCAACGCGAUUGACCUGCCGACCCUAUUUUCUCCAGGUGGUUGCGGGCUGCUCAUACAGCAUGCCAAAAUGGCGUCUGUUGUCACACUAAUUAUUGAAUCAAAUUGCCUAAAUCCGUCCAUAGGAAAUACGCAUCUCUAGUUAAUAUUGAUGUCGGGACUCUACUGAAAAUCGCCCAGCAAAAAUGCCAAAACCAUGAAAAAAUAUUCAAAAAAAAAUUUAUUUCCGACCUACCAACCCUAAUUUUUGUCACGAUAUGAAACCGGAACCACAGGUAUUUUUUUUACGCCUAAGAACGUUAAAAUCGUAGAUACCUUGGAUCCUCCGUCAACAGGCAUUAACAGGCAGAAACCGAAAUCCACUCACCAAUGAGUUCUCAACUCAACAAACAAUCAAUAAUACAUACAGACAAUCUCACAGAUAUUUUACAAUAAUGAUUUAUAUUUUUUCAAUGAUAGGAAAAAGCAUCAAAUGACACCAAAGAAAUGGCUUUGAGAACACCUCCUGGUUUACUAGAGGUGCAUACAGAGUAUUAUCCUUCAAAUGGUUGCAUGCCUUGUAGUUUAUAUUGCUAUAUACAGUCGAACUCCCCCCUAUCAUGAACAAAUCUAAUGUCCCCAACAUACAUAUUUCUCAUAUAAAAUGGACUCCUCUUUAAUAAUGGACACUUUGUUCAUCCUUUCAGUGUCUGUGUUAGAGGUACAGUAUAAUUAUGAUUUGAAUAAAUUAUCUGACAUUACUGUAUAUCUUCUACUGUAGAUGACAGGACAUGCAUAUUUCUUUGGAUCAUUUAUUGUUGGGCCACAGGUAUAGUUUUGAAAAACUUUUGUUCCAAUGCAAAGGGGGACCACAGACACUGUGAUACAUUUAUAUUUCUUUCAGUUUCCCAUGUCUCGAUAUCUUUCGUUUAUCGGAGGAACAUUAAUUCCACCUAAACACGAUCGUCAAGAUGUCAAGUAUGUUUAUCCUGUCAAAAUCACUAUAGUAAAACAACUUCUAGUGUAUCAUAUACAAUUUAAACCAUUGUUAUUGAUGAGCAAAAUCGUCUGGCGUUAGACAGAGCAAAAUAAUAUAGUGGGUUAAUUAAUUAGAUAAUUGCCAAAGUUAACAUGGUAAUUAAUGCACAUUAAUUGUCGUUCACAGUGGCAUUGUGACAAUUUUGCUUUGCUUAGAAAUUGUUGAUGAGUUUGAGAACUAGAAAUUUCAAGUUAUUUUUUGGUUAAGCGAUGAUAUCAACACUUUUUCCAGGAUUAAAAAAGGCUUGCUUCGUUUGGCUGCUGGUUUAGUUUAUAUGUCAAUUUAUGCCUUGUUUGAAGGUAGCUUCAAUAAUCAAUAUUUGGUUUCCAAAGAAUUUGAGGUAAAAUAAAUAUCAUUUCAUUAGAAAGUUUCUUAGAAAGUUUCGUAUUAAAAAUGCAUGUUAUUAAGUGCAUACGUAAAUGGUGGUGUGCUAAUUAUGCAUCCUUACUACUUGCCGAACAAAAAUACUAAAUGGCCGAUUAUUUUAUUCUACACAGACAGUUUGUGGCAUACAAAAUUUUAUAUUUUAAUAUUUUUAGACAUUAUCUUUGAUAAGGAAGAUGGCUUAUAUUACAGUCUGGGGUAAAACAACCCUGUGUAAAUACUUGGCAGUUUGGCUCGUAGCUGUAAGUUUAUAAAACUAAGAUAUUUGCAUUUUGCAUGCCCGUCUAGGGCUUUCAGGUAUAUUGGUAUUUUGACCAUUUUCCUUUUGGUAUACAAUAUUUUAUUGAAAUAAUUUGAACUACGGAUAUAAAUUGUUUAAUUCACCCUCCCCUGCAAAGCAGGCAUUUUGGUGGCUGAAUUUCUCUCUUGUCAUAGGAGGGUAGUUGUAUAAUGAGUGGUCUGACAUACAACGGUAAGACUGAGUCAGGCGAGGCACGCUGGGACGCUUUGAAGAAUUGUAAACUAACAAUCCAUGAAACCACAAUCACAUUACAAGUGAGUAAUUAUCUAAAUAGAUAAUAGUAAUAGUAAUUAUCUAAAUGUUUAAAUUUAAAUUGUAAUCUUAUAACUACCUGAAGAUGAUGGAGUAAAUCUCAGAAACGUCGUUUGUUAAUGUAAUAAAAAACACAUUUAAAAAAAGUUUUACUGCGGUUUAUAUAUUGAACACAAAAUAUCUAAAAUACUAAAUAGACAUAACAUUUAUUUAUUUAUUUACUUACCACAUUUUCCUUGGUAUUUCCUUGAUAUUUCUAUAUCGAUCAAUGAUGAUUCGCAUAGUCUCGCAAAUCACUACCACCAGCAAUGGUUAUGGUCAAAAGGCGUUGUUUUAAAGCGUGGGACAUCAUGCUUUGAACGGGAAUGCUGAUAGCUAUCUUUUAUAUUGAGUAUCCUCGCUUUGGGCGAUGACGUCAUCUGCUAGGUACCCACAUGUCGAAACGUUAUGUCGUCAUUUUCGGGGAUUCGAUUCGAUUACUUGAACCAGACUAUAUAACGAAGAGAAAACAUUUCUAAGUUAAGACAAUGUUGAAAGAUCUCAACAAUUAUACAAAAAUACCUUUUGUUUUUCGCCUAGGGCGUUAUUGACUCGUUUAAUGUUAAUACGAAUUUGUGGAUGAGCAGGUCAGUAUUUCCUCAGUGAAUUAAUACUAAAUAGUUGUAACGCGAAGCUGAUGUGGUUUAGGUAUGAACUACCUUAAAAACAUUGCAUGUACUUCGACAUUUUGAGCAUCGGAGUCUAUUCCUACCAACUUCUGGCAUGAAAAGCAAGCGAAAAUUUUAUUUGAAACGCGCGGGGUUUAUUCAGCGAGGCCCACCCAAAUUGCCUGUUGUGCAAGCUAAUAGACUUCCAGAUGAAAGAUCUCACUAAAACCGUUGCAGCUUAUUGGAGAAUACUAUGUUUGUAGACUGGACCCCAAAGUUCGCGUCUAAACGCAAUUCGUUCCUUUUUUUAGAUAUUUAUUCAAACGGUUAAGAUUUUUAGGCAACAAGACAUUAUCCCAUGUAAUCACGCUUAUGUUCUUAGCUGCUUGGCAUGGCAUAUAUAUUGGUUAUUUCAUCUGUUUCACGACGGAAUAUUUUUAUAUUAACGCAGAAAAACAGGUACAAUUUUCUUCUGCAUUCAUUCCAUGGGAUCAAAAUGAUUAUUCCAAAAGAUCAAUUAUUCUAAUCACAUUCUUAAUUUCUAACUAGUUUCUUACAAUUCUUGGCCGUUUUGAAGAAAAAAUAAGCCCAACAGGAUUGUUAUUCAAGAUACGAUGGAUUGUUAUGUAUUCUCUCAAGUUGACUAUAAUGUCGUACUGUUUGUUGCCAUUUGUACUUCUGAAGUGGAGCAGAAUUUACCAGGUAGCGAUUUGUUGGUAAAAAUUUGUACAUCGUGCGCGCCUUGGAAAACCCUGGAUUUUUCUUUUAGUCCUGGAAACUGAAAAGUUCUGGAAUUUCAAUGUGACCCCCCUGGAAAAGUAUACUUAUGCAGGCUUGAUAGGCUGAUACGUAUGUGUAAGAUAUACUUAGAGAAUUAAACGUUGUUUCAAUACGAUUGAGUACAAAAUUUCUUGCGCAUACAGCAUGUCCAUACUUUUCGAUAGCGAUAUUAGCUUGACAGCGAUAAUUAUUGAAAGGGUCCAAUUUAGUAAUUAUUUCGAAACUUAGGAGAAACUGGGGGCAUAACCCUCUUAAUGUUUUAAUCUACGACAUAAAUCUACCAAAUAUGUGGCUUUCAGAUCAUCAUAAAACGUGUCUAAAAUAAUAGCAUUUCGCAGACCCUAAAAAUAGAAACAUUUUCCGGGGGUCAUGCCCCCAGAUAGACGGACGAUUGGACCACACCCCGCCCCCCACUGGCAAUUAUUUCCAUGCAAAAAUAACAAGCAUACCUUAUAUUUCAGGUUUACAAAACAACGUACGCGUUGCCACAUGUUGUUGUACUCGUUUGGGCAAUAUUUUACAACUUUAUUUAUCCUUCAUUGCGAACUAAAGAAUCAAGCAAGAAAAGAGAAUAGCGUGAUGAGUACAUCCUCUACAGCUGACUUUGUUGCUAAAAUGAAUUAAAUCAAAUACUGAAAAUACACCUGAAUACUGCCAUGUCUACAGUAUACUGAUUAAAAAAAUGACAUGUCUUACUUGGACCAACUUGUGUGUGAAUAGACACUUCACGAAUUUGCUCGAGUACCCACAAAACAAUAGCUUGGGACGGACAAUAUAGACCGAUACGAAAACUGGUCUUUUUUCUCACGAAAUUAAUUUCCAACCAAAGUAAUAGCUGCCGCCUUUAAUAGAAUAAUUCAGAACUAUCACUUUUACAAAAUAUAAAUAUACUAUGCAUGCAUAUACUCUCUUUGAGAAAUUAAAUCUUAAAAAUACCGAAGUUUGUGCCAGUUUUCGUAUCAGUCAAUGCAUAGCCUAUCGAAGGGAAGAUGGCUGUGAAAGUCAUUAUAGAACAACAAUAUAACUCAUUAUCUAUGUUAGUCGACGUUUAUUCAUAAAUCUGGUCAUUCACCGCCACGUGUGUAUUGCAUUUUUGCCAAACUAACCAAUAGCAAUGUUUUAUGAAAGUUACCCAUCCGUGACUCGAACAAUUAAUAGGUUGCUAUCGAGUAUUGGUGGAUUUGGCAAAAAUACAAUACACACGUGACGGCGAAGGACCAGAUUUAUGAAUAAACGUUGACUAACAUAGAUAACGAGUUAUAUUGAUUAUUGUUAUUCUAAUGAGUUUCACAGUCCUCUUAAGACCCUUCGAUAGGCUAUGGUCAAUGCUAUCUAUUGUAAAUAGGUAGUCUUCAAUGCCAGCCAGUAAAUUCGGGAAGCGUCCAUAUUCAUGUAAAUUUUAGUAAUUUAAAUAUAACCAUAGAAUAUGUAAUUUAACAUCAUUUAUUAUUUGAAUUAAAGUGUUUCGUAAUUUC